Nothoprocta perdicaria is the source of this 3264-nucleotide messenger RNA. It is a transcript of the gene PPP1R9B, whose product is annotated as protein phosphatase 1 regulatory subunit 9B. The annotation marks the transcript as partial. Gene Ontology annotation, cellular component: postsynaptic density; dendrite; cytoplasm. NCBI's taxonomy places the organism in Eukaryota, Metazoa, Chordata, Aves, Tinamiformes, Tinamidae. The transcript is spliced from 18 exons. The record is from RefSeq and is a predicted model, not a curated record. Gene Ontology annotation, molecular function: actin filament binding. Gene Ontology annotation, biological process: calcium-mediated signaling; actin filament organization; neuron projection development.
GGCGGCGGCGGCGGCGGCGAGGACGCCAAGAAAGCCCGCAGCAAGAAGUACGGCUCCAACGUGCACCGGAUCAAGAACAUGUUCCUGCAGAUGGGCACGGCGCCGGGCGCCGAGGGCGCCUGCGACUUGGCCAAGGCCAAGGAGAAGCCCGUGCGCCUCUCCUUGCCGCGCGCCAGCAGCCUCGGCGACAGCGUGGAGCCCGGCGGUCCCCUCAAGCUGGGCACCAGCGUCUCCGAGCGCGUGAGCCGCUUCGACUCCAAGCCCGACAAGCCCUUCUCCAAGCUGCAGGAGACCCGUAAGAUCUUCGAGAGGAGCCUGCAGGAGAAGGAGAGCACCAACAAGCUGCUGCUGCGCAAGGAGCGCGCCGGCUUCCAGGACCGCAAGCUCGACGUCGUCGUCAAGUUCAACGGCAGCACCGAGUCCUUGGACAAGCUGGACACGGAGGCCGUGUCGCCCACCGUGAGCCAGCUGAGCGCCGUCUUCGAGAAGGCCGAUCUGCGCAACAACCUGCACAAGGCGCCGGGCAAAGCGGCGCCGCUCAACGCCAAGCUGGUGAGCAAGCGCUCGCGCCUCUUCUUGCAAGGGCCCGACGCCGAGAGCCGCGCGGGCRCCGGCCCCGCGCGCCCGGCCCGCCCGCGGCCUGGCGACGAGGAGAAGGCGGCGGGCAAGGGCGGCCGUGAGAAGGACGGUGCCCGCGGGCCCGGCAGGCAGGAGGUGUGCAAGAUCAAGCCGGUGGAGGUGGAGGAGAGCGGCGAGUCGGAGGCCGAGGCGGGCGAGCGGGCGGAGGAGCCGGCGCCGGUGCCGCCGCCGCCGCCGACGGAGCAGGACAAGGGGGACGAGGCGGCGCGGGCCGAAGUGGCGGCGCCCGCGGCCGCCGAGAAGGUGCCCGAAGGCGGCGAGGAGGCCGCGGGCCUCGAGGAGGCCGCCAAGGGCGARCGCGCGGACGAGGGCGACCUCUACGACGAGUCCAAGAAGGAGGACUUCUCCGAGGCGGACCUGGUGGACAUAAGUGCCUACAGCGGGCUCGGCGAGGACUCGGGGGGCAGCGGGCUCGAGGAGGACGAGGAGGCCGACAGCCUCUACGAGCCCGAGUCCAGCUGCGUGGAGAUCCCGGGGCUCUCCGAGGAAGAGGAGCCCGUCCCCAACCGGAAGAUCCAGUUCAGCACGGCGCCCAUCCAGGUCUUCAGCACUUACUCCAACGAGGACUACGACCGGCGCAACGAGGAUGUCGACCCCAUGGCCGCCUCGGCCGAGUACGAGCUGGAGAAGCGGGUGGAGCGGCUCGACCUCUUCCCGGUGGAGCUGGAGAAAGACUCCGAAGGGCUGGGCAUCAGCAUCAUCGGCAUGGGCGCCGGCGCCGACAUGGGCCUCGAGAAGCUGGGCAUCUUCGUCAAGACGGUGACGGAAGGAGGGGCGGCGCACCGGGACGGCAGGAUCCAGGUGAACGACCUCAUCGUGGAGGUGGACGGCACGAGCCUGGUGGGGGUGACGCAGAGCUUCGCCGCCUCCGUGCUCAGGAACACCAAGGGCCGCGUCCGCUUCCUCAUCGGGCGCGAGAAGCCGGGCGAGCAGAGCGAGGUGGCCCAGCUCAUCCAGCAGACGCUGGAGCAGGAGCGGUGGCAGCGGGAGAUGAUCGAGCAGCGCUACACGCAGUACACCGAGGAGGACGAGGAGACGGGYGAAUACGCCACGGACGAGGAGGAGGAGAUGAGCCCCAUGUUCCCCAGCAGCGAGAUGGCCAUCGAGGUCUUUGAGCUGGCCGAGAACGAGGACACGCUCUCCCCGGUGGAGAUGGACCCCGAGAAGCUGGUGCACAAGUUCAAGGAGCUCCAGAUCAAGCACGCCGUCACCGAGGCCGAGAUCCAGCAGCUCAAGAGGAAGCUGCAGUGCCUGGAGCAGGAGAAGGCCCGGUGGCGGGCCGAGAAGGCCCAGCUGGAGCAGAGCGUGGAGGAGAACAAGGAGCGGAUGGAGAAGCUGGAAGGCUACUGGAUGGAGGCGCAGAACCUGUGCCAGGCCGUGGACGAGCACCUCAAGGAGACGCAGGCGCAGUACCAGACGCUGGAGCGCAAGUACAGCAAGGCCAAGAGGCUCAUCAAGGAGUACCAGCAAAAGGAGAUCGAGUUCCUGAAGAAGGAGACGGCGCAGCGGCGCGUGCUGGAGGAGUCGGAGCUGGCGCACAAGGAGGAGCUGGAGAAGCUGCAGGAGAAGCCCUGUCUCACCAUGUCGGUCUCCAAGCUGCAGGACGUGGACGAGGUUUUUGAUUUUACCGCUGUGGUUCCAGAGACGCCGCGGCUCGACAGCAGCCUGCACAAGGCCCGUGCCCGCCUGCUAGCCAAGGGCCGGCGGCAGCGCCCGUCGCGCUCCCGCCUGCGAGACAGCGCCAGCUCCACCGAGGGCGAGGAGGGUCCCGAGCGCAGGGAGGGGCUGGCGGGCAGCCCCUCGCCCAAGUCCUGCCCCAGCUCCGACAGCUCGCCCGGCUUCGCCCGCCGCGACGCCCGGCCCCAGCGGCACAGCGAAGAUGACAGCCGGGACAUGAGUCCCCCCGAGCCGGCCAGCCCCACCGUGGGGCUGGACAAGAAAACACGCAGGAAAUUCCUGGAUCUGGGGGUGACCCUGCGCCGGGCGUCCUCCAGCAAGAGCAAGAAGGAGAAGGGGAGCAACCGCCUGUCCAUGGGCGGCAGGGACGCGGGCGAGGGCUCUGGCCGCCCCGCGGGGUCGCCCUUCCUGCCCUUCUCCUGGUUCUCGGACAGCGCCAAGGGCUCGGCCUCGCCGGGCGCCGCGUCGCCCGCCGGCUCGCCCCGCYGCGAGGCGCUCAGCCCUGCCAAGUCCGCCUCGCAGGAAUCGACGCUGAGCGACGACUCGACGCCGCCGAGCUCCAGCCCGCGGCUGCCCGGCGGCGCGGCCCCCAAGUGCUCCUACCCCUACCACACCUUGUCGCAGUCCUCGGACGAGUUCCUGGACGAGCCCCCCGGCGCCGCGGCGGGCUGGACGUGCCAGCAGGUCGGGCAGUGGCUGGAGAGCCUCAACCUGGAGCAGUACGUGGAGGAGUUCGCAGCCCACGGCGUCGAUGGCCCCCGGCUCCUGCACCUCGAUGGCGCCAAGCUCAAGGCGCUGGGCGUGGGCAGCGCCCAGGACCGGGCGCUGCUCAAGAGGAAGCUGAAGGAGCUGAGCGUGGCUGCCGAGCGGGAGCGCAAGGCCCAGGAGAAGGYGGAGAAGCAGCGCGAGAAGCAGAGGAAGAGAGACCAGGAGCAGCGCAGGAGCUAG